GUACAAGCUUUAUCGUUGCCAAGACUUCCUACUUCGCCUUUCGACUGUCCAAAUAUGCGAGGAGUCAAUGCGUCCAUGAAGCCCUUCUUCGUGGCAAUUCCCCUGCAACGCAUCGUUUUUGGACCCAAAAUGACAGCCAGUAUAACAACGCGUCAACCAUCAAUGGUAUAAGAAGGCUGGCACCCUUCUUGGCUGCAGCUUCGAACCUCCUGGUUCUACUCUUGACUUGUCCCUCGUUUUCAACGUGAAUCUAUUUGAUCAUGUUCACCACAAUCCUUCUCCCACUUCUUGUAGGCUCUUCUGCGGUCUUCGGGAACCCUUUUGUUGGAUCAGUGAAGCCACGACAGACGAUUUCCCGCUGUGGAACUUUUAUUAGCGACGAGAGGAUCUUAGCUGCAGAGACACACUUCAGGAACAAUAAAGUUUUGAAGACCCAAAAUGCAUCUAAUGCGACUAUCGACGUUCAGUUCCAUGUCAUCUACUCGGACCAGACCGAGGCAGGUGGUUACGUCAACGACACUCAAAUAUCUGAUCAGAUAGAUGUAUUGAAUGCAGCUUACGCAAAUUCGGGACUUUCGUUUACGCUUGCCAACACCUCAUAUAUUGAUAACACCAACUGGUUCUCAAAUGUUGGUCCGGAUGAAUCUUCACAAACUGAAAUGAAACAACAACUUCGUCAAGGAGAUGCCGCCACACUCAAUGUUUAUACUGUCGGUUUUGAGGCUGGUAGCGGCGAGGGUCUCCUCGGCUACUCAACCUUCCCUUGGGAUUAUGAGAGUGCCCCCGAGGAUGACGGUGUUGUCAUUCUCUUUUCCUCCCUUCCCGGAGGUUCCACCCAAAAUUAUAAUGAAGGUCAGACGCUGACGCACGAGGCCGGCCAUUGGGUUGGGUUAUAUCACACCUUCCAGGGGGGAUGCGACGGUGACGGUGACGAUGUCGAUGAUACUCCGGCAGAGGAAUCUCCCGCAUCAGGAUGUCCGACGAACCGCGAUACGUGCUCUGGCGCUGGAGUUGAUCCCGUCCAUAACUACAUGGACUAUUCAUAUGAUUCCUGCAUGACGGAGUUCACUGAUGGCCAAGUUACUCGUCUGCAAGAUCAGAUGCGAACAUAUCGUGGAGUUGCUUUCUGAACAGGAC
This is a messenger RNA of Guyanagaster necrorhizus, 1137 nucleotides long. RefSeq names its product zincin. The record is from RefSeq and is a predicted model, not a curated record. Gene Ontology annotation, molecular function: metallopeptidase activity. Lineage: Eukaryota; Fungi; Basidiomycota; Agaricomycetes; Agaricales; Physalacriaceae. The coding region runs from base 261 to 1130 and encodes 289 amino acids. The transcript is spliced from 6 exons.